UUACUACAAUUGAUAUUUAUAACAACAUCAUUCCCCAGUUAAUGAUGGAUCAAAUGAAACACUUUUAGCUGAAAUAACAAAUUUUAAAGCCGCUAGUUGUUUUUUUCUGGCAAGCUGAAGAAUUCUAAACUAAGUAAUAAAAGUUUAACUCUCAGUAAGCUGUUUGAGUCCCAUAUGAAGUCAUCAUGGGAAAGAAAUGGAAAAACGAAACUGUGGAGGUCAAUUGAGGAUACACUGUGUUUGGUAACCAGUUAAUUCCGCAGUGUCUGGCUCUGCCCAAAGGGGAUAUGAGCACCAACGUGUAUUUACAUUAAUAGAAGGAUUAUGUUUUUGGUAGAUUUGACAGAAGGUAUAGUAAAGUUGCCAUUGUGACAAAAUCUGUGUGCUGAUAGAGGAGAUAAAACCGAGAGAUCUUUGACACAUGCUUUGACACAUAACUGGUGUGAAUUUUGGGUCACAUGGCCACCUCAGGGCUGCAAAUAUGUUUAAGUAGGAACUCCUGUGGUUAGUGGUAUGAUAACCUCAGCCAGCAUAACAUGAAAAUGUUUAAACACUACCUUUAAAGUGCCAAAUGUACAGUACUGACAGAGGAAUCACUAUUAUUGGAUGGAAGAACAGUAUGACAAAUUCACAUUUCUGUUGUACUGACUUGAUUAUAUUGGGAAUGUACAUAAACUUGAGACUUUAUGCAUAUAAAUAGCAUCAAGCCUAUUCUUUGCUAAACCCAAAUUUCAUUAUAGGAUUAGACAAAAGGAAAACACAAUGUACUACAUCGUACUACCAUUAUGUGGACUCAGCUUGAUGUGGCUUCCUCUGUGCCAUGGAUUUUCUUUAAAAACAGACCGGAUUAAGGCUGAUGCAAAGCUACUCUCCAGAAUACUCAUCACAAGAAUCCAGGAACACCCAAUCCAGUUCAAUUACCCAAGCAGCCUGAAAAGCAGUGGCUUGGAUUUCAUUCCAGAUGAACAGAUACUUGAGAGUUUGGAGAAGAUGGAUGAGACUCUUGAAAUAUUCCAGAAGAUUUUAGCCAAUAUCCCCAUGGAAAAUGUAGAACAAAUGCUGAGUGAUUUAGAGAACCUUCGCAGCCUGCUACAGCUACUCAACCGCAUUAUGGGUUGUAUAGUCACAGAGCCCAAACAAACCAACAUAAUAGAAAACUUAAAGGAACAGUAUGAGAAUGCCUCCUAUACCAUGGAAAAGGUGACACUCGACCGUCUUCAGAAAUCAUUACACAGCAUCAUGAAGCAUCUAGAUUAUAUUACAGACUGCCAAAAAACUGUGUAAGGAAUAUCAAAACCAUUAGUGAGAUUUAUUUGAUCUAUAGACAUAAUGAAAUUGUCUGAAGUGGAAAAACCUUUGCAAUAUUUAUAAUUCAGGAACCCCUGUUGCAGCAGUCCCGAUGAAGCUGUGUAAUUGAGAAGUGGUAUAUCCUGCAUUCCACCAAAUGUUUGGAAGCAAUAGUUAACAACACACUGACUACGAUUAUGGCUACUUCCCCACAUUUCUUCAGCACAGUCAGUAUGGACAGAAGAUAGGAUUUUUCAUGCUAUCGUUAUUUAAAGAUGAUAUCAAAGUGACUUUUCAAACAAUUUUCAAUGCACUAUUAUAUAGAUUAAGAAAUAAUAUUCCCUUUGGAGCAAAGCACUUGCAUGGAUUUUUGCUCUGUUUUAAUUUGAUACAUUCCAUGUAAUUCUAAUGUACCUUAGGAACCAACAACUUCCUUCAAUAGAAAACCAUAUGUUUACAUUCUAGGAGAAUUAGUUCUGUUUGAAAAUGGUAGCUGCUUACUUGGAACAAAAAUUUCAAGCUGAACCUCGAGAAGGCAAAGCAUAGGUGCCCUAAUAUUCAAAACGUAGAAAUAUUUAGGCCAUUUUUGUCGCUCCCUAAAUCAACUUAACUUAACUUUCCCCUAAACAUGAAAGGAAUUUACAAUUUCAAACAGCAGCCUGCUUGAUCACACCUCUUUGAUGUAUCUCUCAUAUUUUUCACAUCUUUCUAUUUAACAACCAUUUAAUUCCAUGUUAAGCCUACGGAUAAGGCUUAUAUGGGGUUGAUUUAUUAAAUGAAAAUAGGCUGUUUACUUUUCAAGGGAAGCUGCAAUUUGCAAGAAAGUUUUCCCUUGGCCUGGAUUGGGUUUUCUUUGCAAAGUGAAACUUCAUCACAUUCACUAAGUAAGUUGGGACUUUGAGCAAGCGAGCCGUCAGGCUGGCGAGCAAAAGGAGGGGGUGGGACUUUGAAUGAAGCACAUGGUUGCAACUGAGUGAUUUGGUGGAUAGAUAGAUAUUUAAUAGAGCAUAAACAAUAGUUGACAUACAGUUUACUGGUGUGGCUAAGUGCUUGGGCAAGUUCCCUUGCAAAGUGAACAGCCUAUUUGCAUUUAGUAAACCAACCCCUCCUUUAAAAAAGCAUAGGACUGCUAUUAAAAUAUGAACAGACUAGUGAUCCAAUGCUAGUCAGCAUGGAAAUGAAUUGAAUGGAUUGCUUAGGUAGGCUCUCUAAUUACAUAGUUUGGUACAUCUAAAAGACAUUGUUGAGUGCUGUCCGUCUUAGUUUUUUUUACGCACUAACAGCUAAAAUUUUAGGACAAGAGUUUCGGGGUGUAACCCCUUCUCUUUUGUCCAAGCAGUACUGAUGUACAAAGGUUUAUCAAAAUAUAUAUAGAAAAUGCAAAUCAUUUUUUUAAACGUUUUGCUAAACCUUUGUGUAUUAGUACUCCUUGGACCUAGAAGAAGGGGGGAUACCCCUAAAAGCUUGCCCUAAUAAUGUACCUCUUAGUGCAAAUAAAAAAAUAUUAUUGACAGUACUCAACUUUGUUGUUGCAAGUGCAAUAAUAGAGCUUAAAUCACCUACAACAAAUCUACAAAUUGUUAGGUGUAUGGUCUGCAAAAAAUAUAUCUGAAGUAAUUUCUUUGGAUACUUUUGAUAUCUGUGUACCAAAUGGGAGGUUUCCCUUUACUUUUUUUCUUUAAUUCCUGGUCCGGUGGCACCAAAUAAUCUGUGUUUUCCUUACUUUCAUCUCUGGUGACAAUGAUCAGCAGGAUAUAAGAAUGCUUGGAUUUAUCCACUCGGGUCAGAGACAGCAAUAAAAGCGGGACAGGUGUUCUCUUUCCUCCCCACUCUAUCCAAAACAAAAAAAUGUGUUGGAUUUAGAUACCCUUUAGAACUUCCCCUAAACACAGAGGGAAGGAAAGCUAUAUUGAAGAAAUAAUUACUGUUUCACGCUAUUCCAAGUAUUGAAGCUGCUAUCCUAGGAAACACACAACACCGUCAAUUGCACUAUACUAUGUACUGUAGAACUAUGAUAUUCCCCCUUGGAUUUUUAAAAACAACUGUUUUGUUUCUCCUUUAAAUGCAUUCGUUUAGUCUUAAAAUUUGUACACUGAACAUAGGCAUUUUUUAGUGAUUUUAUAUUUAUGUAAUAUAUAUAUUUCCUAUUUAAUUUAUAUUAUUGUAACUUUAUA
Messenger RNA from Rana temporaria (common frog), 3461 nucleotides. RefSeq names its product leptin (gene LEP). Gene Ontology annotation, molecular function: hormone activity. The coding region runs from base 763 to 1284 and encodes 173 amino acids. Gene Ontology annotation, cellular component: extracellular region. Gene Ontology annotation, biological process: signal transduction. The record is from RefSeq and is a predicted model, not a curated record. The transcript has 2 exons. Lineage: Eukaryota; Metazoa; Chordata; Amphibia; Anura; Ranidae.